AUGGGACCGAGAAGGCAAUAUGGCAUGCAAGCCGAAGUCUCACCGCUGCAGAAAGGAACUACGAAGACGACAGAAUUUGGACAAGCUGACGUCUUGUCACGCCUGAUCCCUCCAAGACCGGCUCAGACAGAAGAUAUUGUGAUAGUCAAAAUUGAACAGGAUAUUCUUGCUGUUCAGAGUGCUGCUGUGAAAGCACUGCCCGUUACCAGGAAAACUAUUGAAGAAGAGUCAAGGGAGGAUGGAAGGGUAUCGCAGGUCAUAUGGAUGCUGCAGACAGGAACAUGGCCAAGCAAGCCUAGAGAACAAAUCAACAGCUGGAAGGCUCUGAGCCACGAAUUGUCAGUGCAGAACGGAUGCCUGUAUUUUGGCCACAGAAUCGUCGUGCCAGCCUCACUUCAAGAAGCAGUUUUGAAGCAACUGCAUGAAGGACAUCCAGGAAUGACAAGAAUGAAGAUGCUCGCCCGAGGAUAUGUGUACUGGACGAACAUCAACAGGGACAUCGAAGAAGCUGUUCGCCACUGCCACAACUGUCAAGAAGCUGCGAAGAUGCCAAAGAAGACAGUUCUCAAUUGUUGGACCACUGAGAAGAAACCGUGGGACAGAAUUCAUGUCGACUAUGCGGGACCAGUGAAUGGUAGGAUGUACCUUGUGGUAGUGGAUGCGUAUUCGAAGUGGCCAGAAGUCUUUGAGAUGUCGUCGUCGUCAACCACUGCAACGUUGAGAGAACUCAGAAUGCUGUUCGCACGAUUCGAAAAUCCCAGGGUGAUCGUGUCAGACAACGGUACGCAGUUUACAGCGAAGGAGUUCCAGGAAUUCUGCGACAUGCAAGGAAUUGACCACGUCCGCUCGCCGCCGUUCCAUCCACAGUCAAACGGUCAAGUAGAACGCUUUGUGGAUACCUUGAAAAGAACCCUUCAGAAGAUUAAGGAGGGAGGGACGUCGGAGAAACUUGCGGAAUUUUUGCAGUGCUAUAGAAGAACACCAUGUGCGUCAACGCUAGGACAUCUUUCUCCAGCGGACGUGUUCCUAGGGCGCCAGUUGAGGACGUCGUUGACGCUGUUGAUAGAAUCAGCUAAAGAAGAAGGAACGCGCAAUGUGGAAAUUGAAGAACAGUUCAAUCGUCAUCAUGGCGCACAGAAGAGAUCGUACCAGGAAGAACUCGUGUGGGUGCGUGACUACCGCCCGGGACAUGAGAAAUGGAUCCCUGCUCGUGUGAAGAAUCGCUAUGGACGAGCCGUGUACGACGUGCUAACGGAAGAGGAUGAUUUGUGGAAAAGACACGCUAAUCAGAUGCGUGGAGAAAAACAUCGGAGAGUUAGCUGCGAGAGGUCUGAAGCUUCCAAGAUGCCGUUCAACCAGGAAGACCGACGGUACCAUGGUAUGGCAAGGACGAUCGCUGACAUCAACGACAAUGUCAAGGAUCGAACACCAACUAUCGUGCCGCCGACAACGACUAGACCAGCUCGACAACGCUGA
Messenger RNA from Necator americanus (New World hookworm), 1476 nucleotides. RefSeq lists its product as uncharacterized. The transcript is spliced from 2 exons. Gene Ontology annotation, biological process: DNA integration. NCBI's taxonomy places the organism in Eukaryota, Metazoa, Nematoda, Chromadorea, Rhabditida, Ancylostomatidae. Gene Ontology annotation, molecular function: nucleic acid binding. The coding region runs from base 1 to 1476 and encodes 491 amino acids. The record is from RefSeq and is a predicted model, not a curated record.